AUGGCAGAAGAAAAAUUAAUAGAGGCAGUGAGGGAACACAGAGAGCUGUAUGACACAAAACACGCAGACUACAUGAAGGUCAAACUCAAGAACCGGAUUUGGAGUGAUAUAGCAAAGGAUCUGAAUUUGAAAGACGGGGAAGAGACAAAAAAUUCGUGGCUGAAGCUGAGAGGCAGCUAUCGAGAUGCACGACGACGACAGGUGAAAUAUAUGAAAAGCGGAGCUGCUGCUGAGAAUAUCAAGCCGUGGAGGUAUCAAAACCAGAUGUCAUUUCUUGAACCUUUUAUGACAGCUGGUCCACGUGAUAGUAAUCUAGGUGAUGACAGUGAUCACAGCUCACAAGCUACAACUAAAACAUCAGCAAGAAGUGAUACACUGGAAACCGAGGAAUUAGAAGAUAACAACUCACUCGACAAUGAGGCGAAUGAGCAAAGUCAAGACAUUAAUAACUACGACAGCAACGAAGUAUCUAGUAGGAGCAUAGGAACGGAGUGCAUAGCACAUCACACCGCUACUUCAACUCCAGUUAUUUAA
This is a messenger RNA of Schistocerca nitens (vagrant locust), 534 nucleotides long. RefSeq lists its product as uncharacterized. The record is from RefSeq and is a predicted model, not a curated record. Bases 1 to 534 code for a protein of 177 amino acids. Lineage: Eukaryota; Metazoa; Arthropoda; Insecta; Orthoptera; Acrididae. Gene Ontology annotation, cellular component: transcription regulator complex; nucleus. Gene Ontology annotation, biological process: regulation of transcription by RNA polymerase II. The transcript is spliced from 2 exons.